AUGACAGUACAACUAAUGACCUUACUACCAUGGCCAGAUCCGGCGUCGCCUGCGAUUCGUCAGUCGAAUCCUUCGGACCCGCCCGACCCUCCUGACCCGCCGGACUGUCGCGAAUCUCCAACCCGACUCAGAUCUCUUCACACUGCGUACAAAAACCGAACCAUGAUUUGCCGGUGCUGUUCUGCCGAGUCUUCACGGAGAAGAUGGUCACCAAAAUUUUUUUACUACUUGGUCCGUUACUCGGCUUGA
Arabis nemorensis is the source of this 249-nucleotide messenger RNA. NCBI's taxonomy places the organism in Eukaryota, Viridiplantae, Streptophyta, Magnoliopsida, Brassicales, Brassicaceae. The record is from the annotation of a GenBank genome assembly.